CAUGGCUGCGCCCGUGUAACCUAGAGCCACCGCGGAGCAGACAGUGGCGGCGCCGGCCCGCGGAGUCAGAAGUCACCAUGCUGCGGGCCGCGUGGCGCGCGCUGAGCUCCGUUCGUGUCCAGGCGGUGACACAGGCCCCAGUCCCUGCGCUGAGGGCCAGAAGCAGCGCCAGUCUGCCCUCCGCACGCUGCGGCCUACAGACUCCUAGUCUCCUGAAUGCCGCGCGUGCAUACGCCGUCCAGAAACCAGUCCAAGCCAAGCAAGAUGAUGAACCAGCCUCUUCCACGUUCAUCAAAGAAUACAAGAACAUCAUCCCCAACAUGGAGAAGGUUGAUGAUGUUGUGAAAAGAAUCCUGUCUUUGGAAAUGGCCAGCAGGAAAGAGAAGUUAAAAAUCAAGCGAGAACAAUUGAUGAACAAGAUUGCGGAAAACCCUGAGGAUUACAGAACCUUGGAGGCUCGAAUUGUUGCCUUGACUGUCAAGAUCCGCAAUUAUGAAGAACACAUGCAGAAACAUCGAAAGGACAAAGUCCACAAACGCCAUCUGCUGAUGAGCAUCGACCAGAGGAAAAAGUUUCUCAGACUCCUCCGUCAGACCAACUAUGACGUCUUCGAAAAGACCUGCAAGGAGCUGGGGGUGGAGUACGCCUUACCCCCUCUGCAUUUCCAAAGGGUUCACCGCCGCUUCCUGGCCAAGAAGGCUCUGUGCAUUCAGGUUUUCCAAGAGGUACAAAAGCUGAAGAAGCAAAGAAUGGCUUUAAAAGCUGCUGCAGCUGCUGCCAAAAAAGAAAAAAGAGAAAGGGUGCCAGAGAACCCUUCAAAUGCCCUACCAGAGAAGACCAAAGAAAACUAAUAAAGUCUAUUCCCUUGAAGAAUGGCAGAAGAUGGCCUUCUUUUUAGCCUGAGAAAGAAGAGUUUAUUUUUCAUUUGGCCCAGGGAUUUCAGAGGCAGAGUCCCUGCCAUCUUCCCAGAGGACGCAGUCACAGAAACAAUACGGGGUAUGUUUCCGAGAGGUAAUGCUGGCAGCCGUAGGAGCUGUCUACUGGGCAGCCCUAAAGGAUGAGGAGGAGUUCACUGGCAGAGAGAAACAGCAUCUAGGCAUAAGGAACUGCAAGUUAAAAGGGAAAGAAAUCUAAAGGCAUACAUUCAGGGACAGUGGGACUCAAAUACUGUAACUUUGCGUUAGGGCUUCAGUCUAUGAAUGGGACUCGGGCACAGAAACAUUCAGUUUGCCACGCAGUGGUGGUGCACACUUUUAAUCCCAGUACUCAGAGGCAGGCAGAUCUCUUGAAUUCGAGGCCAGCCUGGUCUACAGAGUAAAUUCCAGGACAGCCAAGGGCUACACAGAGAAACCCUAUCUUGGGGGGCGGGGAUCAGUUCAUCAUACUGAAGGAAGAACUCUGGGCCUCAUUCUGAGAAGGGAGACCCCACAAAGAGAAAGCUAUGUUAACAUGCUACCAAAGAGCCUGUGGAAGAUGAGGGCUGAGACCUGAACAGAGCAGUCUGGGAGCUGUUAGGGUAACUGAGGCCUGGUGUGUGAUUGCCAUGGAUACUGAGCUUUUGUGUUUGAAUGACUGGCCCCAGCAAGUUACAGACAGGAAUGUCAUUUCAAGGCUAUCUUUGUUUGCAUGGCUAGUUUGAGGCUGGUCUAGACUAUAUGAUACCCUUUCUCUAAAACUUUAAUUGCCGAGGAAAGGAAUAUAAAAAGAAAAAUGGAUCAUGUCAGGAUGGGAAAAUCAUUUCUGAGGGCCCCCCUGAGAUGGAGGAGGAGGUGAGUGGGCAGGAAGACUCAAAAGUGAAGUUGAACUGUUUGGUUAUUGCCUCCAAGAACACUGAGGAAGGUCCUAAUGAAAUGGGCCUCAACUGGACUUGGAGGUCCUGUGCUACAGGUCCAGGUGCCAGCCUUUCAGGGGACUAGGGAGUAAGGAGAAAAAGCCACAGGAGUGGAUCAGGCCUGCAGGAAAGGCACUGUUUUAAAUGCUGCCUUGGGCACUUUAAUAUUGCUUGACACCUAAAUCCAUUCCUCAAGCUAGCUGUCUCUCUCUUUUUUGGGGGGAGAGGGGAGGGUAAGGGAGUUCCAGACAGUGUUCAUCUGUAUAGUUCUGGCUGUCCUGGAACUCUGUAGACCAGACUGGUCUGGAACUCAAAAAUCCACCCGCCUCUGCCUUCCAAGUGCUGAGAUUAAAGACUUCUGCCACCACU
Molecule: messenger RNA, 2200 nt
Organism: Rattus norvegicus (Norway rat)
Lineage: Eukaryota; Metazoa; Chordata; Mammalia; Rodentia; Muridae
Gene: Mrps15
Product: mitochondrial ribosomal protein S15
Exons: 8
Coding region: 78-851 (257 amino acids)
Biological process (GO): translation
Cellular component (GO): mitochondrion; ribosome; mitochondrial matrix
Molecular function (GO): structural constituent of ribosome
Source: RefSeq, marked provisional